Molecule: messenger RNA, 2805 nt
Organism: Prorocentrum cordatum
Lineage: Eukaryota; Dinophyceae; Prorocentrales; Prorocentraceae
Source: the annotation of a GenBank genome assembly
AUGGAGCGGGCGAGGGCCGCCGCUGCUGGCGCCGGUGGCUUGGCACAACUGGGCAGCCUGUGGUACGGCCAGCGCUGUACUUGCCAGGUGGAGCUGGGAGACGGGUUCGCUGUGGACCGUGAGCUGCUGCGUUUGCUCGAGGGGCAGCUGCAGAGGUGCGGGCCCGCGAACCUCACGUUGCCGGCGCCGUGCCCGCCGCCCGAGUGCUCGGGCUUUCUUGGGCUGGUGGUCUUCUUGGUGGCGGUGCUGGCUUUCCUGGCGAUGUUAGAUCAGCUUCGCCAGGGCCAGCGAGUGCUCGUCUCCUACGACGAGGACCCGCGUGAGCUGUUGUGGCAUGUGCGCCUUCUGUGCGCGCACGUGCACGAGGGAUCCUGGGUGGUGACCACCCCCGAGAGAGACAUGUACCUCGAGGACCUCCAGGAGGGCGUCGAGAGCCUGGUGUUGCUGGGGCCGAUGGGAGGCCUGCCAAUCGGCUGGAACCGUGGGCCCACGCACCUGUUCAGGAACUCGUCCCAGGGUCCGCUGCACCGUGUGGAGAGCCUGCGGCUCCAAGCGGAGGGCGCGGAGCUGGCCUUGCAGGAGAGGCGCGACCUGGGCCUGGCCGCUUCUCCACCGCUGCCGCCGCCCACUGGCGCGCCCCCGCCGCUGGCUCUGGAGGGCGCGCCGAGCGCGGGCGAGGGAGGACGGCGGUACUCGGAGAACCGUGGAGGCGCUAGGCUGGGCGAGCGUGUCGGCGACGCGGAGCUGGAGGCAGGCUGCCAGCGAGGGGAUCGUGGAGUGGCCCUCGUGGGCGACGUCUUCGCGUCCUGCGCUUUCUUCAGGCCGGGCCAGCAGAUGCCUACGCCUAGGGAGGGGGGGGCGGCUGAGCCUGCGCCCAACGAGCUGCGCACCCUCCCCGUGAAGUACGAGACUGCCAGCCAGAGGCGCCGCUCCUACAAGGAGGCGGCGUCGCUGACCACGACGACGGCCUUCGAGGACUGGCCGAUCAGCGGCCCUAGGACGGCGGAGUGGCUGGCACGUGAGAUCGCUCGACAGGAGCUCACUCCCGUGCGCCGCCACUUCUGGUGGAGACAGCUGCUAGGCUUGGGCCCCAGUGACUGGGGCGACGGCAUCUCGACGCUCAACGUGCUGGGCGGCCGCGGCGAGGAGUGGGGCCCCAAAGUGCUGCCUGGUGCUAUCCAGCGCCACGCUGUGGCCAGCUUGGCCCUGGCCUACUUUGCCGUGCCGCCGCCGCCCGACGACCUCACCGCCUCGGGAGCGUGGUCUGCGCUUCGGGGCUGCGGUUCCGGCUACGCCGUCGCAGGUGUUGUCGCCGGAGAGUUCGCGACCUACCAGCGCGGCAGGCUUGCCCUGCCAGCGGUCGGUCACCAGGCGAUCGACCUCGUCAGUUGCCUGCCCGACCACUACCAGAAGUUGCUGGAGGAUAGUGGCCGCGCUAUUCGGCUACCAGCAGUGUGUACAAAGGACGUGGCGGCAGAGGUGGACGAGUUGGGCCCUGCGAUGGACCCCACCCUGGCUAGGUCGCCCAGCAAGUACGCCAAGUUUUUGAUGUCUGCAUUCGAAUUGGGUGUCGUCGAGCCGGCGACUGAGGUUCGCAGUUUUGUGGGAGUCUUCUUUGUGCGUAAGAAGGACGGCUCGUUGCGGAUCAUCUUCGACCCUCGGAAGACGAACUCGCAGUUUGUACCUCCAGAUAGUGUUGCUCUGGCGUCUCCGGAGGCCCUGGGUGAUCUGGAGUUGCCUGCAGGACAGCGGCUGUGGGUCAGUGAGGGCGAUGUCGAGAACUGCUACUACCAGUUCCUGCUGCCUGACGACCUGAGGGCCGACUUCGUGUUGCCUGCGGUGCCUCGGAAGCUGCUGCCGCGGAGUCUGCGCCGCCUGUUUCCGCCCGGGCACGACUUCGUUCACUCUCAGGUGCGCGUGGUGCCGAUGGGCUGGAGCUGGGCCGUGGCGCUGCUGGUCCGCAAGGGGCCCGGCUGGAUCUGCAAUCGCCGCUGCGCGCCGGCUGUCGCCGGUCGUGAGCCCGCUGCUCUCCUGUACAUCGACAACUUCGCCUCGCUGGGGACCGUAAAGGAGACAGUCCAGCUCGACGGUGACUCGAUGGAGAGGCAGCUGAGGGGCCGUGGUCUGACUACUCACGACAUCUCGGGGCCGCAAGUUGACGCGGACCUGCUCGGGUUCCACAUCGACGGGGUGAAGGGGGCGAUUGACCUCGCGCCCAAGCGGUUCUGGAGGCUGGUCAUGAGUCUAGACUACAUCCUGAAGCACCCCCUCCUGACGGGAGCCGAGCUAGAGCGGCUGAUCGGGCAUUUGACGUACGUGCUGCUGCUACGACGCGAGGUGCUCAGCUUGCUCAGUGCGUCCUACGUCUUUGUCGGCAAGUGCUACUCUCGGCGCGUGCGGCUCUGGCCUUCGGUGCGCCGAGAACUGGCCUGGGCGCGAGCGCUGCUGCCGCUGGUGUGGGCGGAUUUGCGCGGCGCAUGGGCCCCCAGCGUGAUGGCCGUGGACGCCUCGAUGACUGGCUUGGGCGCGGUGGAGCGCUCCGCGGACCCACGCGGCGUCGGGCGCAUCGGCCGAGUUAGAGAACGCUGGAGGUUCAAGGAGCGCGAGCUGGUGGCCGAAGGCUCGCGUGCACGCGCCCUGCGUGAGGGGGCCGUCGGCGACUCCCCGUUCCCCGACGCGCCGUCGGACUUCUGCAAGGCCACCUCGUGGAAGACCGUAGCCUCGAGACGGUGGCGCCAUCGUGCCCCCAUCCACCUUCUGGAGGGCGAGGCGUUGCUGUGGGCCAUGCGGCGGCAGGUGCGGCGA